CUUGGGCCAAACAACAUCUCACAGUUUCUUUUGUCCGGCAGCGAUGCCUGCGCAAAAGGCCGUGCAAGCUCUGUCGGCCAAGACCGAUGCCAUGCGAGCGACUGCGGUGCCUCUGCUCGUGAAGUUGGAAGAGCAGGUGGAGAAGUUGACGAAAUUGGCCGAUGAUUACCUCGAGCAGGGGAUGCUUGGCCACUACGCGGAAGCCAUCAAGAUGCGAGACAGUGCAACAGUCUCCCUUGAGGGUCUGCAGCAGAAGUUGGGGAUUUCAGGCGAAGCAGCUGACCUGGCUACGCCCACGAAGGCGGAGGUCAAGAAGGAGGCCAAGAAGGAUGCAGAGAGGGAGGCCAAGGAGGAUGCAAAGAGGCUGAGUGAACGUGACAAGGACAAUGGCAAAAAGGCAGACGCAAGGGAGGCCAAGGAAGACACGAAGAAGGCGGUCAAAGACGAACCAAAUGAGGCCCUGGACCUUUGCAACGACGAGCCCAGCUACCGUUGGAUCGCUGCCGGGGAGGGCUGUGUUGUGGAGAUCAAGGGCCCGGCCUGUGAGGCUGAUGCGAUGCCCGACGUCGAACUUUCAGAAGUGCAAGCCCGCUGCAGUUGGGAGACCAGUGCUUGGCAGCUCACCCUACCGGUCGCCUUUAGUCUGGACGUGGCCAAAUGCAAGGUGGUGCGGAGGCGGAAGAGGCAGAUCCUCGAGCUCCACCUCACUCCUGCACCACCGGCGCCGUCAUGUGGCCUCAAGCAGGCCGUGCUGGAGCAAGGUUUUGGCUGGAUGGAUGGGUUCUUGGCGGGCCAGGAAGCCGAUGUGGUGAGGGCCCGGCUGCUCGAUCUUUGGAAGAAGGGCGAGUUGAACGAGGGUGAGGUCGAGGGAGGCAAGCGCCAACACUUGCGCUCCGACCACUACCUCUUUAUGCAGGAGGACGACCCAGCAGUGGCGCCCUUCACCCGGCGCUUGGAUCAAUUGGUGCUUUCCAUCGCGAAGGAGGUGGACGAGCUCAAAGAUCUCUGGCUUAUGCGUGGUCGUCCCAUGGUUGCCGUCUACGCCGGUGCUGGUGCCCGGUACACUCCGCACUUCGACGCGGUCAGGGGCGACAAUGGCCGGAAGAUCACCUGUGUGUUGUACUUGAACCCCUUUUGGAAACCUGGUGAUGGAGCAGAGCUCCAGAUCUUCCCUGAGGCCAAGGGCAUCUCACCAGAGGGCCCCUGUCACGAGGUGCAACCGCUCCACGGCAGAUUGGCUUGCUUCCUGUGUGACAGCAGGAACUUACAUGCAGUGAAGCCGGUGUCUGAAAGUGCCAAGAUGCCGCGAGUGGCCAUCAGCUGUUGGUACUACGACUCGGAGGUGGAACACGGUUUGGGCCGGUGAACCUGUUUGGGACCGGGCGGCCUUAGUCGAGAGAGGGAGAGAGAGAGAGGAUGGACAGAUGGAGAGCGCCUGCCCUGGCCAGGGUGGACAGUUCCAUCGUGAGGAUGAGAGAGAUGCCCUCCGAAGCCGCAGCUAGAUCCAAAAGGGGCUUGG
Molecule: messenger RNA, 1519 nt
Organism: Durusdinium trenchii
Lineage: Eukaryota; Dinophyceae; Suessiales; Symbiodiniaceae
Source: the annotation of a GenBank genome assembly